UGGCGGAGGUGGCCUGACUUCACAGGACACAGUCAGUCAACACUGAGACAAAGUCCACUUGGGUGGGUCGGGAGCAGGCACAGAGGGCCAUUUGAUUCUGUGGUCAAAGGAAAUGACUGGUCUGAAGCGGCCUGUCAGCCUGAGCAGCCAGGUACCGCGGCCCUACUGGGACUGCCCGAGGGGUCUAAGGAUAACUCUUGAGACUGUGGUGAUUCUCACAGAGGACCUUGAGAUUUCUGCGCUCUGAUCCAUGUCAAACACUGCUGAAUUUACUCUGAGACUCUUGCCCUAAAGGAUGGCCAAAGGGCUCCUGGUGACCUAUGCCCUCUGGGCUCUCGGGGGUCCUGUUGGACUCCACCACCUGUAUCUGGGAAGGGACAGCCACGCCCUGCUCUGGAUGCUGACCCUGGGGGGCGGUGGUUUGGGCUGGCUUUGGGAAUUCUGGAAGCUCCCAGGCUUUGUUGCUCAAGCCAACGGAGUCCAGGCUCAGAAAUGGAGGCCAGGAGAGGGGAGGCCACCUCUGAGCGUCCUUCGCUUUGCUGCCCAGAUGACAGUGGGUAUCUAUUUUGGUCUCGUGGCUCUGAUCAGCCUCUCUUUCAUGGCCAACUUCUAUAUCGUGGGCCUCCCACUGGCAGUUGGCUUAGGGGUCUUGCUGGUGGCUGCUGUUGGUGACCAGACCUCAGACUUUAAGAACACCCUAGGCGCAGCCUUCCUCACGUCUCCUGUGUUCUAUGGCCGCCCCAUAGCCAUCCUACCCAUCAGCCUGGCUGCCAGCCUCACGGCCCAGAAGCACCGCCGAUACAAAGCUUCGGCCGGGUCGGAGACGCUCAGCGUGCGGCUCUACCGCGUGGGCUUGGCUUACCUGGCCUUCACGGGCCCCCUGGCCUACAGUGUGCUCUGCAACACAGCCGCCACCGUUGACUACGUGGCGGAAACCCUGGGUUCCUUCCUGAGUUGGUUCAGCUUUUUCCCACUCGUUGGCCGCCUUGUGGAGUCUGCCUUGCUCCUGCCUUGCCGCAUCUGGUGGCUACUGGUUGGGGAUCCCAGCUUCAACGGUAGCCAGUUCCAGGAGUGGGAGAAGCUCUAUGAGUUCGUCCACGGUUUUCAGGAUGAGAAACGCCAACUGGCUUACCAGGUUCUGGGCCUUCCAGAGGGGGCAACCAACGAAGAAGUACACCGCAGCUACCGAGACCUGGUAAAGGUCUGGCACCCGGACCACAACCGGCACCAGACAGAGGAGGCCCAGAGGCGCUUCCUGGAGAUCCAGGCUGCCUAUGAAGUCUUGAGUCAGCCCAAGAGGCCCAGGGCAUCCUGGAGGUGAACAGCAGCAACUCCUGGGGGCAGAACAACACUCUUAUCAGCAGCACGCUCAAAACCCGGGGACCCAACGUGUCAAAGAAGCUGCUUGCAGCGGAGCCGGAAACUCUGAAGGGAGGAGAAAGUUUGUGGUAGAAAAUAUUUAUGCUCUGAAUUUCUAAAUCCACGGCUGCUGUAUUCUUGAUUGUAUUCUGUUAAGACCAUACAGUGAAAGGAAUAUUAUAAAAUCAAUAAAAUGUCUUCCAAAGAGA
Messenger RNA from Meriones unguiculatus (Mongolian gerbil), 1568 nucleotides. RefSeq names its product DnaJ heat shock protein family (Hsp40) member C22 (gene Dnajc22). Gene Ontology annotation, biological process: endocytosis. Gene Ontology annotation, cellular component: plasma membrane; early endosome. Lineage: Eukaryota; Metazoa; Chordata; Mammalia; Rodentia; Muridae. The transcript has 3 exons. The record is from RefSeq and is a predicted model, not a curated record. Bases 296 to 1321 code for a protein of 341 amino acids.